AUCGUCAGAUGGUCCGUGACAACAUCAUCGCCGCGAAUCGCGAUACGUCCCGAGUCGGGCUAUUCCUGGAGCGUCGUCAAAAGAGAUUACAUAUUAUAUUAUUGUUGUUGUUAUUGUUAUUGUUAUUACGUUUGUCUUUUACGCACGCUUGUGCGUAGAAAAUCGGCAAAACAUUUAUUAUUAAUAUGUAAAUAGUAAAUUCGUCUAAACUGCAGCCUGCAGGCGAUCGAGUGACGACGACGCGGCGGCGCGCACACAAUAAUUCCGUAAUUAUUUCUGUCGUCGUCGUCGUCGUCGUCAAGUGACUCGUCGUCGUUGUCUUCUCGUCUCUCGUCGGAGUACGGCAUUCCGCGAGACGCCGCGUUACGGCCGUUUUCGUAACGCGUGCGACGCAUUGAGCCUGUAAACUUACCGCCGGACGCCGCCAUGCCGGUCCCCGAUGACGUCGAACGCGGAACGAUGUGACGUCGCGUUGGACCUGUGCCAGGUCAAUAUGUAUCAAGACUGAACAAAUAUUUAUGAAUAUUGAAACAAAUUUAGUCAUGGCAAUUAAAUACAACCUUACUAGAGUUGUAUUUCAUGUCAAAAAACCAAGUCAAUACUGUUUAAUCUAGUCCAUAUAAAUACUAUACAAACAAAAUAUAAUUUAUACAUCUACAUAGUUAUGUGAUUUUUUCAUAUUUAUACAGUAUAAAAAUGCCCAGAAGACCAUUGACAGAUGAACAACGAGAACAAUCUAGAAAACGUCGCUUAGAACGUGAUCGUGAACGACAACGAAAAAGACGUUUAGAUCCAGAGUUAAGAGCAAUUGAACGAGGAAAAAACACGAUUGCUAAAAGAUUAUCUAGAUCUAAAGGCCUCUAUGGUGAUAACAUUAAUAAAUUAUAUUCAGAAGCUAACAUUGAUUGUAGUAAAAUGACAUCAUUAUUAGACAAUGAAGAUAUUAUAGAUUUGGAAGAUCUCAAUCGAUUAAAAAAAGAAAGAGAUAAAGAAAGACAACGUCAAAGAAGAAUGGAUCCUGAAUUCCGUGCUAAAGAACGUGCAAGAAAUAGAAUAUUGAAAAGGAUUGCUCGACAAAAAAGUUACUAUACUCUAAAGGUAGUAAAUUGUGAAUGCUGUGGAGAACCAAUAGAAAGUGACCAUGUAUGUUUUUCCAACAUAUUAUCAGUUGAACUCCACGAGAUUGAUGUUGCCCAUAGUACCAUAAAAAAAGUCAUGAAUGGUACCAUGAAUGAUAGCUAACAUUCUUUUAUUUUAUCAACAUUUUAAGUUUUAUUUUUAUUUUUCUCACAAUUUUUUUCAAAUUUUUUAAAAACAUCUUAAUUUGAAAGUUGAAACAUACUAAAAUUACAAUUUUGUUUUUUAUUUUUUGUUUUGUUUGAAUAAUUAUUUAGUAUGUGUUAUACGAUUAUGUGUGCUUUGAGUUUAAAUGAAACAUUAUGUGAUAUCACACUUAAAUUUUACAUACUCUUUUACAAGUAUUUGAAUACUGUGUGUUGUUAGAAAUAGAUUAACUUAUAACAGUUUAAAUGUUUUUGUUAACAGUACACCAUUGUACUACUGCUAACAAUCAAUUGUAACUAGAAAUUUGGACGUUAAUAACUUUAAAUUAAAACUAUUAUUAUUUAAAUUAAAUAUUCUUAAACAUAUAAACAUGUUGAUGGUAUUCUGAUGCAUAUUGUCAUCCUUAGGGUGGUUCAGCGGCACAGUCAACACCAUUUGAUGUAUAAUAAUUUUGUACGUGUAGCUGAAAUUUAUUUUAUCAUUGGCUAGUGCGAUUAAAUAUAUAUUUAAAAAUAUGCAUUCAUAAUAUUACGCCGUUCAAAACUAUGACCAUAAAUUUUAAGAGUAGUUAUUAUAUGUACGCAUUGAAGUGCGAACCACAAAGAGACAUACACAGCAAACAUGUUACAAAUAUUUUUUAAUUUUGAUAGAUGAUUAAAAGUACUUCUAAAUUGAAGUAUAUUUAAUAUUUAUUAAAAGUAAAAUAAUAUCUGUAGUUAUUCCUAUUUUAACACAUUUGCUGCGUAUCAUAUAUUCAUAUUUGUGUAUACACUACAUGUCUCGUGAUGCUGACAAAAUUGGGAUUUUGAAAAUUAAAAUAUCAAUGUAUGUCUUGAAUGUGAAUUAUGAUAAAAUACUUAUAGGGGACACUUACAAAAUACGAGUAGUUUUAUUGUAACACUGACCAAAUUAUAGUGUAUUUAAUAACAAGGUUCAUGAGGCCAAUUGGCGUUAUUCAGCAUAUGUGAACAAUGUUAAAUGAAGCCAUCUCUUGUCAUCCACAUUUCACAUUUUAAGAAAAACACAAUUUGAAUUAAAAAUUUUUUUUAAAUGUUACAUUAAUAUUUUUUAUUUUAAAUUAAAUAACCUAUAAAACACUUAAUAUUUUUUAAAUUUCAUUAUUGCUUAUAAUUAAAUGUCCAAAUUCUAGAUAACAUGGCUAUUUCAAAAUGUUAACAAAUUAUAUUGUUUUUUAUGUAUAAUUAAAUGUUUUAUUAUUAUUUCACAUUUUCAAUCAAGACAUCAAUUAUCACUACCAUAACUAAUAUUUUCUCAAUUUUUGUACGUUUUAUUUUUGCUCAAUAAUUUUUUUACUUAUUGUGGUUUAAUUAAGAUUUAUUUCUAACCAUUAUGAUCUCAAUUCUAUUUUUACUGUAUAAAUAAUUUAUUCAUUUAUUUUUGUUAUGGUAUGUUUACAUAUUAUUCAAUAUUAUACAAUACACCCCAUACAUAAAAAUGACUUUAUUUUUUGUGAUACAAAUUUAAUUAGUCUUAAACAGUGUUUUAGUUGCAAAAACCAAAUUUUUGCAGAAUAAUUAGAAAGACAAAGAUGUAUAUUUUACACUACAAUAGACUUACCAUUGCACUGUAUGAUUAUUAUUUAAUGAAAAAGUUGCAAAGAAAUUGUUUAGUUUAUAAACAUUGCUUUAGUAUUGAAAAUUGUAAUCACAAUGUGUAAAAAUAAUAUACAUUGUGAUGAUUCGAUAAACUGUGAUGAGUUGAUGGAAGUUAUUUAUUUAUAAUUUCAAGUGUUGUAAUUAUAAUUAUUAACUCUUACAUUGGGUAGUAUUUUUCUAGAAACAUGAAUAAUAUGUUUGACUUUUUGGCUCAUGUUUCAGAAAAUUAAAAUACAAAAUUUGAUCCGUUUUCAAAUUUGAACAAAGAUGUUAAUGAAAAAGGGAGAGUGUCAAUCUAUCCUGUGUUAACAAUUUAAGUAACACAUAAAAGGAACUUAGCUCCACGAACCUUUUAUAUAAUACAAAUUCAAAAUUCAUAUUGUUUUUUGUUUUAAUAAUUGUUUGGUACUUAAAAAUUUAAUUAAGACUUAUAAUUUUAUAGAGUCUACUACAAAACAAUAGCCAACGUUUAGUGACUAAACUAGUAAAAACAAGACAUGUAAAGUCUUUCUUCAUAACUCAAUAGUUAUUAUUUAAUGUUUAUAAAUAAUUAUAAUUUAUUAGUUUAAAUCACGGUUAUAUACUUUUAAAUAAACUCGUCCGGGGUGAUUUUUUUUUACCGUGGAUCAGCCUCAAUUCAACUAA
This is a messenger RNA of Myzus persicae (green peach aphid), 3545 nucleotides long. RefSeq names its product zinc finger CCCH domain-containing protein 13-like. NCBI's taxonomy places the organism in Eukaryota, Metazoa, Arthropoda, Insecta, Hemiptera, Aphididae. The record is from RefSeq and is a predicted model, not a curated record. The coding region runs from base 697 to 1242 and encodes 181 amino acids. The transcript is spliced from 5 exons.